UUUGUUUGCCCGUUUGCCAGUUUCCGCCGAUUGAAACAGUUGUCGGACCCCGUGUGGGAAGCGGCUUCUGUGCUUGUUGCCACGUCGGAAUAGUUGUUGAACCUGGUUUAUUAAUUCAGGACAAAACAAGGAAUACUUUUCUGCAGUGUUUUCUGCUUUCGCUGCAGUCAUGGUUUCCGUUAUCAACACGGUGGACACCUCUCACGAGGACAUGAUUCACGAUGCCCAGAUGGACUACUACGGUACACGACUCGCUACCUGCUCCUCUGAUCGCACCGUAAAGAUCUUCGAUGUCAAAAAUGGAGGGCAGAUCUUGGUAGCAGACCUCAGAGGCCACGAGGGUCCCGUGUGGCAGGUAGCGUGGGCUCACCCGAUGUUCGGCAACAUUCUGGCUUCCUGUUCCUACGACCGUAAAGUCAUCAUCUGGAAGGAGGAGAACGGAGCCUGGGACAAGAUGUAUGAGUACUGCGGACACGAGUCAUCAGUGAACUCUGUCUGCUGGGGUCCCUACGACUUUGGUCUGAUCCUGGCCUGCGGCAGCUCAGACGGAGCCAUUUCCCUUCUCACAUUCACCGGGGAUCAGCAGUGGGACGUUAAGAAGAUCAGCAACGCACACACUAUUGGCUGUAACGCAGUGAGUUGGGCUCCUGCUGUAGUUCCCGGCAGCCUGAUUGAUCAGCCAUCGGGUCAGAAACCAAACUACGUCAAACGCUUUGUCUCCGGAGGCUGCGACAACCUGGUCAAACUCUGGAAAGAGGAGGACGGUCAGUGGAAGGAGGACCAGAAGCUGGAGGCUCACAGUGAUUGGGUGAGAGACGUCGGCUGGGCUCCUUCUAUUGGCCUUCCCACCAGCACCAUCGCCAGCUGCUCCCAGGACGGACGCGUGUUCAUCUGGACGUGUGACGACCCAGCAGGCAACACCUGGACGGCCAAACUGCUCCAUAAAUUCAGUGAUGUUGUUUGGCACGUCAGCUGGUCCAUCACUGGAAAUAUACUGGCUGUUUCAGGAGGAGACAACAAGGUGACGCUGUGGAAGGAGUCGAUGGACGGUCAGUGGGCGUGUAUCAGUGAUGUCAGCAAGGGCCAGGGUGCCGUCUCCACCAUCACAGAUACACAGCAGAACGAGCAGUGACACACACACACACACACACACACACACACACACACACACACACACACACACACAUAGCAUUGACCCCUGACUCUACAAGGAU
Molecule: messenger RNA, 1214 nt
Organism: Perca flavescens (yellow perch)
Lineage: Eukaryota; Metazoa; Chordata; Actinopteri; Perciformes; Percidae
Gene: sec13
Product: SEC13 homolog, nuclear pore and COPII coat complex component
Exons: 9
Coding region: 170-1132 (320 amino acids)
Biological process (GO): positive regulation of TOR signaling; COPII-coated vesicle budding; protein import into nucleus
Cellular component (GO): COPII vesicle coat; nuclear pore outer ring
Molecular function (GO): protein binding; structural molecule activity
Source: RefSeq, a predicted model, not a curated record